Petromyzon marinus (sea lamprey) is the source of this 1165-nucleotide messenger RNA. Its product is annotated as zinc finger HIT domain-containing protein 1-like. Gene Ontology annotation, biological process: chromatin remodeling. NCBI's taxonomy places the organism in Eukaryota, Metazoa, Chordata, Hyperoartia, Petromyzontiformes, Petromyzontidae. The record is from RefSeq and is a predicted model, not a curated record.
CGCUCAUAGACCAAGGCGAGUGGACAACUUCCUCCUCCGGAAGAAAUCUUCCGCCACAGGAAGAUGCUGCUAAAAAAAACGCGACCCGAUGUAAACACUGCAAGAUGGUGGACAAGAGGCGCGAGUCUGUGCGCUUGCAGGAGGGCGGCCAGCGGCGCGUCCUGGACGGCGCCGCGCGCCAGCGGCGCCUGGCGCGCCAGCUGGACGCGCUGGAGAUGGACAACUUCCAGGAGGACCCUCACUCUCACCUGCUGGCGGGCCCUGCCGCUCGACUGCCCAGCUUCCAGGACCCCGAACAGCCCGGUCGCAAACGCAAGAAAUUGAGAGGCGAUCACUUCAAGUUGAGAUUCCGUAAAACGUUCCAGGCCCUGCUGGAGGAGGAGAACCUGUCGGCGAGUGAGGGGGGCCCCAGCUACCUGACGGUGGGGGUGCCGCCGUCCCCGCGGCCCCCGCGCCGCUUCUGUGCCGUGUGCGGGUUCCCGGCGGCGUACACGUGCGUGCCGUGCGGGGCGCGGUGCUGCUGCGUGCGCUGCCUGGCGGUGCACCACGACACGCGGUGCCUGAAGUGGACAGUUUGAAGCGUGCGCCGUUCGUAGAAUUGCCGGCGAAAAGGGUCCCGCAGAUUGAAACCGCGUAGCCCGAGCCAUUGACGCUUUUUGCCGAUUGCAUUGCCCUUGUACUGCCCCCUUUUGUUGGCGGCCUUUAGCUCCAAAGCGCCGGUGAGACAGAGCCACGAAGGAGGCUGCAGCUCUGGUGUAGGCCUGUGCGUUACAUCGCUGUCGAAGCGUUUGUUUGUCUAGCAUUGAUCUAGCAGUGCCGGAUUAUCCUCGUACAGGGGUGGGCAAAUCUUUUGACUCGGGGGCCACAAUGGGUUCUAAAAUUCGACAGAGGGGCCGCGCCCAGUAACGGAUGGACGGAGUGUUCUGUGUGAACUAGAUAUAAAUGGCGUGUUAAAAAUCAUUACGUGAGAGGCUUUGGCCUUCAACAGGCACCAAAGCAUUUGUACGCAAGGCAAUUUAACGAAUUGCACGAACGUGGACGGUGCAGAAAAGCGUGUCGUAACUCCCGCUCAAAGUGCGCCAUCUAAUGGGGAAAUGGGGGCAUCACAGGAGAAAGGUAAAAUUUAAUUUAAUAAUAAUUAUUCAUAAUAAAGGUUUUUGGGUUA